Eruca vesicaria subsp. sativa (arugula) is the source of this 566-nucleotide messenger RNA. The record is from the annotation of a GenBank genome assembly. Lineage: Eukaryota; Viridiplantae; Streptophyta; Magnoliopsida; Brassicales; Brassicaceae.
UUGCUUUCUCCUACAUUGUCAAGAAAAAAGGAGAAAGAAGUGUGAAUCCAGAAAAUGUGGUGCGCACGUUAUCAUCAGCCAUUACCUGCCGGUUCCAGCGUCUUGAACCGUAACGCAAAGCAAGAAGAGAGCCUGGGAAGAAAACAAGUGUUCUUUUCCUUAUCUUCAUCUCCUUCAACUUCAAGCUUAAGAGGCCAUCCAUGGCAAGUCAGUAACUACCCAAAAAUUGGGCUCCGGUUAAAACCGAGUGCUAGUGUGGUGCCUCCAUCUGAAUCUGGUGAUAUCACCACUUUCCUCCUAGUAAGUGUAGCAAUGAUCUCAAUGUAUUUGGUAGCAAACUUUGUGGUUCCAUCUUUGCUUUUCAAGUCGCUCCAAGGUGAAGAAGAGGACGACUCUGAUUGAGAACUUUUAAGUCCCCUUGAUUUGAAUUGAUGUUUUGCUUUUUACAUUUAAGUUUUUUGUUACUUAUUUAUAUGCGUCGUUCAAAAACAAAACUUAUUUAUAUGCAAAACAUAUUAAAUUAUUAAUAUAAGCUCCUUUCAUCUAAUUUCUGCGUUAGGUUUUGC